Messenger RNA from Pocillopora meandrina, 12316 nucleotides. Lineage: Eukaryota; Metazoa; Cnidaria; Anthozoa; Scleractinia; Pocilloporidae. The record is from the annotation of a GenBank genome assembly.
CGGAAAUGACGGGACAAACCCCUUACCGUGCAACACAGCCGUAGUGCGUGAGACAUUUCAGGAAAGAAAACGAAACCGGACGACAAUAAAACGUCUCCUUGAGGAAACUAUUAACAAUGGGGUUCACCGAACAACGCCUAUUUGAGUUUGUUACAGCUUAUUUCUUGAUUGGUAAGCGCACAAAGGGACAAAGCGUUUCAAGACUUCUACAUAUUUAAACCUACACAUCGACGCAUCGUGAGGAGUGUUGUGAAUUGAUCGAGAAACUACUGAAUCUACUUCUAGCAGGGCUAUUUUAGAGCUGUUGACUCACUCAAAAGGUUAGUCCCAAACUUUAUCCUGUUCCAAGCUAAUAAUAAGAAGGUUUGAGGAUCUCUUGCUCUCUCCGACAUUUUCAUACGAAAGAGGUAAAAAGGCCGGCUACCAGUAUCGUAAAUUAUGACAGCGGGUCCGAAGAAUUUUUAAUAAUUCAGUUUAAGUUCCUGUUUGCGAUACUUUUAAUUCGUGAUUAGUAGAGAGCGGUAUGACAGCCUGACAAAUCUGUAAUAAAAUUAAGCACACUUUGUUUAAAUAUAUUUACAACAAAUUUCUUCUACUGAAAGAAAACGAAAUCUGUUGCUGUUUACGAUUUGUCAGGUCCCUUGCUCUCCUUUGAACGAUAUUUUAGGGCAGGAAGAAACUGAAAGCUUUAGUUUAUUCAAACCUCGUGAUUCACGGUAAAAGCGCUUUACGAGUCUGUAAAAUACCAUACCAAGUAACGCCCUCCUGCACCAGCCGUUUCGCGUCACUGAAAAUCAGCAGCUGAUUUCUCAGAAAGAAUAACAAAAUAGGUUUCUGAAGUAUUCACAAGAGAAAUGCUACAAUAACAAGGUUUGUCAGGUCUGUCUCGGUGGAAAGUUCAAAGCAACUCUGGGGAAAUGACUGUGUUUCAGGCCUAAUAACCAAAUUGGUCAAAUACAGACACAGUUCAGUGCAAAAAUAUUAUGUCUCACUCUGAGUCAAGUAGUUGGCCUUUUGGCGUAAGCCGUUAGGAAUUCAUAACUUGACAUCAAUUAAUGUCACAACUAAGUUGUGGAAAGCUGAAUGUCUCCUUCACCAUUCAUCUCUCAUUACAUUAAAAAAAGUCUGCUUUUUGCCAAUUAGACUCAUUUAAGACACUUCAUCUCUCUCUCCCCCUCCCUGACACACUAUUUUCAUCAUAGUUACCGGUAUUUAAUUUUGAGAGCCUCAAGAAUUUUCUUAUGAGACAAAUAAAUAUCAGGCUGUACGCAAGUAUUAGGGCACAAGCAGUAUAUAGGCAAUCCAAGAAUACUGAAAGCUUUAGCACAUGAUUGAUGGACAAGAUUAUCCCUCAUUUGAGGUUGACAGCAAAACAGUAAGUCAAUUGAAAGUAAGCUGACAGCCUUAAGCCUUUAGUGAGCUGUUGGUUCAAUGAGGAAACUGACAAACAAACAAACCCUAUCAUAUGGCAAUAACUAUUUGCCACUAGAAACUGGUGUACAACAAAUUCACAGUUAAUGGCCCCUGAAACCUGCUCAACAGUUUACGUGUACUGUUAACUACAAAUUAUUGAUCACCAAAAAAACAAUGAUAACAACAAUACCAAGAACAACAAAAAUCACAUAAAAUAAAUGUUGGUGUCAACCAAGCAUAGGAAGUUAAAAGAUGUUCCACUGAUUACCACACCUUACACUACAGUCAAUAUGAUGGCCUAUAAUGAUCAAACCCACAAUAUUUGACUAUCAUUCUGGUUGGAUACUUUCAAAUAUGGAAAAAAGCAAUCUGACUAAAGAAUUCAUAUUCAAUUGAACAAAACUAUUGAAUCUUCUAUGAAAGUAUUUUCCACUAUAUUUUUUCCCCUGGAAUUGUGUUCUAACUUUUAAAAAGACUGUAUGAAGAUUCUGGCAUUUACUGUAAAAAUAAUUACCUAUUGUUGAUGCAUAACUUAAAAGAGCAUCAUAUGAGCUUUUAUGAAAGAAUACUCCAUCACAAGUCAUACAUAAUGCAUAAUCCUAAGCACCAACCCUUGGCUUCUAAACAAACUGAUUGACAUAUUCAAAACUUAAUUUAUUUCAUGAGGAGAUGCUACAAACUGUUUUGUCACUGACCAGCAUUGAGAAUGAGGAAAUAAACCUCAUGCAUAACACUGCUGUUCCCUUCAUAUCUGAUGAGACUGUCACCAACAUUUCCUCUCACAAUGUUAUGUGGGAUGAUAAUUGGACAUUCUCAAAUUUGGACUAACUCACUCCAUCCAUCCACCUAGAACAAGCACUUCUGAUGUCUUUAUCUGCUUUGAACUCAUCAGCCACACUUUGCCUAAAUUAUACUAAAUUGAUGUAGCUUAUGAGUACAACUAAAUCAUAUACAUUGUGAAUGAGAUUUGUGAUUAUAAUACUUCACCUUUUCCAAGAGAACUUCAUAAAACCCUCUAUAAAUCUCGCUCAAAUACACAAUUGAGAGAUGAUGUGUAGACCUUAGGUAAAAAUUAACAAAAUGAGGAAGUUGAGGUAAUGUUCUGUAAUUGUGACCUUGCCACAUUAUGCAUGUGGAAAAUAAUUUACCCCUGUAGGUUAACUCUUUCUUAAAAUCUGUGUUUAUUUGUAAAUUACUAGAUAAAAGAUUGUGUAAAUAUGAAAAUAAGGAUUUAAGAAGUAGCCAAAAAAUUUAAAAAUAGUAAUGAGAUCGAUUGAUAGGUAAACAAAUGAAAACCUAUGUAAACAAAUAAUAAAUCGAGUAAUAAAUAAACUGCAACUGAAGGAAAUCGCAUUUAACUGGGAUAAAUCAGGAAAAAAAAUUAAUCGAUUGACUAUCAGACCUCAAAGAAAUAUAUUUUACCUCGAAAUUUUGCGAGACAAAAUGCAAACGCCGAGCUUGUGCUUAGCUUCAUUGCAUCAUUUAAGGACCGUGUGACAAUUGAAGGUAUCAAAGACGCAUGGGUGAUCACUGAGAAGGACGGUUUCUUUUAACCCCUGAGAACUGAGAGACAAACAUGGCGAUCGAGAGUGGAGAACCUCUGGGGAAAACUUCGGUUUCCAUUGCUUAUUAGUGUUCAUCAUUCAGAGGCAUUUAGUCUACCACAGAAAUGGAACAGAAAGAAUGCAACAUUUCCUUUCAGCAGCGCUCGCAAAAGGAGUUUUUUUAACAGCAGCUGAUCGUGACUCUCAGACAGCUGUACAAACUAAACUAUCUCGUGCUCUGAAUCCAGAAUCUCUUGAGGCGUGAUGGUCCAAGGGACUUUCUUUGUUUCUCAAGUAAGCUAUCUACCCCAAGAAAUACAGUGCUAAUGAUUUCAGUUGCAUCAAAUCAAAUGACUGAUUGCAUGCUUAUUGGUAUGACUUUCAAAGUUGAAUCAGUGUCAAAUUAAGACAUAUUAUGACAGCUCUUAUUUUCCUUAAGUUUUGGAAAUGUUUUUGAUUUUUGCAACUGGUAAUAUUCUUCCACAAAUAUCUGAGCAUAUUUGCACAAUAGAUGGAGGCUACAGUUUCUCUGUUAAUCAUGAAUCAAAGCUUAAUGUUUCAGCUUUGUACCUCAGACAAAUAAUAUUAUAUUAAUAAUCCAAUUUGUAUCAUCAUUCACUGAAAUGAUGUAAUUAUCUUCCAGAUGUUAUUGUGCGGCUGAACUCUACUUAUUACUAACCUUGGUUGGAGAUGGGGAAGGGAAGACUGGGCAUAGUUAAGGAGUUUUUAAAUGUAGAGGUGGCAAAUUUUCUAUCCUUAACUCUGUCUCUAAAUUUCAUAUACCCCUCGCUAGAGUACAGCUUGACUCUUCACCCACACUUUUGUUUGCCUCCCACCAGCUUGCAUCUUUAAAUGUUUAUUUUUAGCACAGAUUCUUUGGACCAAGGAUUGGCCCAACUUUCCUGGACUGUAAUGCUUUGCUCAAGAGAUGGUAGCCAACAAACCAUGGGUAGAAAGCACAACACAGUAUAUGCUAAUAUUAGUUGCUGCUGCCUCAGUAAUCUUCCCUUCCAUCAUGUGCCAAGUGUGUCAUUAUAAGGCAAGGAAAAGUAAGUUUUUAUCCUUAUUUAGACAUGAGAAAUUAUGUUAUGAAUGGCAAAGAAAAAUGUUUCUUUUAUUGUGUUAUAUUCAUCAUACAUUAGCAUACACUGUCCCUUUUUGAAAGGUUAAUAACAACUUUUCACCGUAGGCAAAGAGAGUACAGUUGAAUUAUCCCUGAGACAAAGCUGAGGGGAUUAUUUAACAAUAUUCACUGAGCCUGAAGUGCAUAAUUGUUUUAGUUUUGAAAAUCUGCUCAGGUGCUUUUGAAUUCUGUGGAAAAUUCUGUAAAUAAAAGAAGCAUUGUGCAUAGUUUGUCACAAUUGUGAUGAUUACUUGUAUCAAGAUGAGCAAAAAGUUUGAGCAAGUUCAUGCAAUUCAAUCAGCAAAAACUUCAUAUCUUUCUUUUGAAAAGUGUUCUGCCAAAGGCGGUAGCAUAUUUUGUGCUCAGAGUUCCCAAUUGAAUUUCCUUCUAUUGAGCUUAUCACUUCCUUGAAAUCAUUGACAAAAUGUGAGGCAGCCAUUUUGAAAUUUAGUGACCCUGCUAUAAUCACCUGGUGCGAGGUGAUUAUAGUAAGAUGUGAUGUAAUCCUCUACUGAUCAGAGUGUGCUGUAAUAAUAACCCAAGCAAUAUUGUUCUAAAUAUAUUUCUUUUCUCAAUUAUGAAUAUUUGUAAUUACAAUCCAAGCUCUUCUUUUAUGGGAAGAUGCCUCUUCACUUUUUUAUUUCAUUUAAUUUGACUGCUUUUUCUUUUUACCUCUCCUCAAGCUGAACCUAUCAUUGAAAUAACAGCCAGUGAAUUGCGUCUUCGCAAACCUGUCAAUGUCACUUGCAUUGCACGAGAAAAUGAGGUCUAUUCGCACAAGUAUGAUUCCAAGCCAAUUUCAAUUUACUGGUUUUAUAAUGGAAAUGAGGUCAAACAUAAAUGUCAGGUGGGGUUACCAGUUACCUUUCUGACAUGUUCUUUGGUUAUUGACUCCCUGACAUCAAAGGUGCUGGGUAACUACACUUGCAAAGCAAGUACUUCUGAUCUUCACUGCAGUGUUAAACACUAUGAAAUUGAUAUCGAUGGUAAGAAAGAUUAAUUUUAAUAGUGUGAUUAUAAUCAUCUAUAAAAUGAGCAGUUGCAGUAAUAUUAUAUUGGAAUAUCACCAACUAGUAAUAAAUAAAAGUAUCGGUUAUUAAACCACACAGAGCACAUGGAUGACAUUGAAGAACACUGCCAUGCUUUAAAGAAACAACCUGAACAAUUGAACCGAGAAAACAAAAUGAUAAUAUGUCAACCAAACAUCAGUCAACACCUAACUGUUAAGUUAUUCCUCAGGAAUAUGAACCACCUGUAAUAAAAUUGAUGUCUACCAGAGUGUUAGAGAGAGGGGGGGGGCAAAGCAUUGAACAAUAGCUGGGACACAAACUCUCAUCAAGUUUUUUUUAAACACCCUGCUCCCUCCUAGUCUUGAGUUUUUUACAGGAGGUCCAGAUUUCUCAUUUUCAUAGAACAUUGACAUUGAGUUUAAGGAGGAUAUGUUUAACAGGUGUGAUGAGGAAUGUAGUAGCUGAAAGUUUAAAUAUAUCAUCCCUUAACAAUUGAUACAUGUAUACAGCUUUUUUGAGAAACCUUUUUGAAAACCUGAAAGAGCGCAAAACAAUCUUGAAAGUUUAAUUCUGGGUAUCCAGUAAUCAAUAAUUUUUUACAUUUCUACAAGUCAAAGAAAUAUGAAAUAAUUCAUGAAACCUACAAUGUUUUGUCCUUACAGUGAUGUUUUCUCACAUUUUCCUGAAAUGGUGAGGUCAAUAAAUUGUAACCUGAAACUAUCAAAAGUAUCUUUCAAAGUUGUCACACACACUUUUACUCUUUUUUCCUCCAACCUUUCUCAAAACAGCUGUAUGUGAUAUGAUAAUGUUGUGGACUCUGUAAUGAAGUUAUCUAACUUAUAGUGCUGUCAGUAGUUGAAAGGGUAUGCAUGGUUGCUGUGGACUAAAAGUAAUCUUAAAAACUGACUCUCAAAGUCAAGUACUCCACCUUCCUCCUCUCUAGAUGUACUACCUGCAGAGACAACUGAAGCUCCAACUAACCAGGGUAUUGUCCCUGGGCCUAAUACAACAAAAAACUGCAGUGAUUAUGGCAAAAACCAGUGUGUGAGCAACAAGAAUUCUACAAAUGAGACAUCACAAGGAGGAGUACAUAAUGACUCUCCAGAAACUGCUUGUAAGUAUUUGCAAAGAAAACCUGUUUUAACCCGUCACACCCUAACAUCAGUAUGCAAAUUAUCAACACUGUUCUCUAUGCCUUUUCUAAGGUGAAAAAAAGGAGAAUUUGUUUAACAAUCAAGGGCUUCUCCAGUUGAUGAUCAUUUCAUUCCUUCUCUUGACCUUAAUGUUUGACUUGAAAAAUAUUGUAAGAAGAAAUUAGACGCAAGUCACUCUUAGGGGUCAGAAGGGGUAGCAGAUAUUUUUUUUUAGCAAAAAUGUUGUAUUAUUCGUUUGUUUGUGGUUGCUUUUCAACUGAUUCCUGUAAAAUGUUUCGUUCAUUUCUUAACAUAAUGUUGUAUUAUUCGUUUCUUUGUGUGUUUGCUUUUCAGCUGAUUCUCAUAAAGUCUUCUAUUCAUUUCAUAAAAGAAUGUUAAUAGCUGUCAACCAGAUCCAGCAAAUGUAAUACAAAAUGCAUGAAAAACAAAUUUGAAACUUUGAAAACUGACGUAUAGCACGUCUAUGUAUUCCUCUUCAGUUUUAAGUACACCGGAACCACGCAAAUUUUUAAACGCCAGUGGAAGUUCAGAACAAAGCAUGAUCGCAGUCGUGGUACCCAGCGUCAUCUCGACUUUGGUAAUUUUAAGCAUUGGAAGUUUUCUGUGGUUUCGUCGAGGAGCUCGACGGGUGAGUAACGAAUUUGUAACAUUUUUUUUACACAAUUGAUCUUGGGUUCUUUGUGCGGAUAACUACAGCAAGGGCGUAAGGGACUAGGGCGGAGGGGUCAAAGGGUGUUCGUUACCUCCCCCCUUUCUGCUUGUCCUCUUUCUCUUGUUUAUUCAGAAGACACCCUGACAUGCUUGCAAAUGUCGGUAAAGUACUGUCGAAGAACGCCUCUCCAUCUGCAAAAUCAUACCGACAUGCACCCACUAGCAUACUGUAUGUGAAUCUGUCAUCAACCUCUAGUGUAACUUUUUACCUGACAAUUGUGAUGAGGAGGGGGCGGUGGGAGGGGGGAUGGGGCAAACCCGGAGGCAUGAAAGACAGUAUUAGAAAAUGAGAGAAUUGGUGUUCCACAAAUAUUUCGUUUUCAGACAUUUCGACUUAAUUCAGAUGUUGAUGCCAAGCUAUGUUUAUCCUCUCCGCUUCAAGCAUACUUGGCAGAACUUUGUUGAGAUAAUCACUGUUUGUGAUAAAGAGUAAUGUGUAGACUUAUGUAAAUGAGAUUAACAAUUCAAAGCACCACUUGCCAAGCGCCAAAAGAUGCGUAAUGUCUUACAUCUACUAGCUGUCAAAAUCCAGGCAGAGUACAAGUUCAGCUUCUUUGCUUAAUUUUCUGGAGGAGAAUCGCUAUAGAUAAAUGUUUAAUGUCAUUUUAAACUUCAAAUCCCACCCAAUAUCAAAAAGGACUUUUUUUUUCUUGGAUGUAGAGAAGGGACAAUGAAAGUCCUACUUCUGCCAAUGCAAGUGAAUAUCUUUUGGAAGUAAUACCACUGCAUGAUAGGUCCUCAUCCCAUGGCUCAACCGCGCCAUUACGUUUGCUAGAAGAAUCCGAAACUACGAACAACUCGAACCAUAUUGAGACGUCUCUAAUACCAGAUAUAGAGCCUGAAACUUUGCCUCCGAGUACCUCGGUCAAUCCUGUCCGGUAUUCAUUGUUAACGGAAAUAUUGGUUGAGAAUCCUAAUAAAAAAUGUUUCCAUGGUACAAAGUGGAGCUCAGAGCGAAACGAUUCAGACAAUUUCCGUCCAGAAAGACCACCAAAACCCGCCAAAAAAGAUAGCACAGAAAAGCAGAUGAACUGUUUAUGCAUGACAAUGGCAGAAAACUUAGGAACUACGCAAGACAAUGUAACAAGUAAAGACAGUGGUUAUAAUAGCGCAGAGAGCAGAGAGAGCAUUCCCGAGAUGCCUCUGGAGAACAAGAACACCUGGCAAAUCGAAUUGGAUGAGCUAAAAAUCCUUGAUAAAGUGCUCGGAAAAGGAGAAUUUGGAAUCGUUAAAAAAGGGCUUUAUCGUGGUAAAGAGGUGGCAGUGAAACAGUCUAAAGGUAAGAAACUGGUAACGACUUGUCUUAUUUUCCAUAUCUAUUGUUUGUUCUUACGUGUAACAGACAGAGCUUUGUUUCAAUUUUUUAGAGGCGUACUCCUUAGUUCCAACACAACCUCAUAGAAAUCCUUCACAAGGGAACAAUGUCUAGAUUUCCACAAUGAUUCAGUCUUUAAAACAACAAGAGUUUGUUUGUGUGUUUAUAUGAUAUAUCGUUCUUAUUUUUUAUUUACUUAUUUUUAAUCUUGUCACGUGGUUUAGUUACGUUUUCAAGGUGCAACAAGGACGACCUACUUAAUGAAAUAAAGAUGCUGAAGCAGGCUGGAAGACAUCCAAACAUAGUCAGUUUUAUUGGUGCCUGCACUCAAGAAGGUAUUUUGUCCUUUUUUCCAAGCACGAUCUGGGAGAAAAACGCUGAGUCACGAUAUACGAUAUACGAUAUACAAUAUAUUUUUUGCUGGACUCCUUUCAUUCAACAGAAUGUAGUACUACUUGUACUUAUUGCACCGGACUUUACGUUUUCCCCUUUAUCAUCAUUGCAAAUACCUAAGAUACAAUUAACGCAAUUGUAAUCAAAUAGAUGAAUAUAACCACUUUUUGAAGCAGAAAACAAGCUAAGUACUUGUAAAUUGAGCUGUGAUCCCUUCAGGGAAAGUACUAACAAACGUUGUUUUUCAGUGUGUUUGUUUUAUGGAAACUAACACUCAAAUUUGGCUCACGAGUUUGAAGUUCAACAGAUCUAUGUUUUUAACCCUCAGAUAAUAUUCUGCUAAUAACAGAGCUGGUAUCUGGAGGUAGCCUUGAAAGUCUGUUGAGGUCUAAACCUUGUAAUGGCGGGCAAAACCAAUAUGAGAACUUAAACUGUGGGCUAACUGAGCGAGAGCUGUUGCAAGUUUCUCUUCAGGUGGCCUGUGGAAUGCAACAUUUAGAAGAAAGAAAGGUACGACAAAGGUUAACCAAGAAUAAAAUUUACUCAUUGGGGGUGAACUUUUAUUUUAGCAAGCCUGUGGUGGCGUUUGAUACAAGAUCAGGACGACAAGGCCCAAGCCUUGGGCAGUUCACUGUGUUGUGUGCUGUUCACUUCACAGAGUCUUUCUUCUAUCAGGAAAAUAAAUGAAAAUCACAAAAAGACAUCAGGGCAAUGUUAGGAAAUGCUAGAAGUUUGCUCAUAAUGGUGACACAGUGAAGCAAGAAAAGGGUAUUAAUAAUCACCACAAGCUAAUAUAGACUCAGUGGAAGCGAAAAUAGAGCAUCACAUUUCCAUUGAAAUCUAAAUUUUACCAGUGUGAUUCACAGCAAGUAUGAGAAAGCGAAACAGUGCUUUUUUUGAACACGCAAUGGAGGCUUGUCGCUUUUUUGAUCCCCCACUUUUCAUUUCGUCAAGUGCCUGCGUGUGAAUCAUAAAUCUGUUGACACGUGUGUCUUUCUCUUCAUCAGUACAUUCAUCGCGACCUUGCGGCGAGAAAUGUUUUCAUUGGUAAAAACAAGGUAGCAAAAGUAGGAGACUUCGGAUUAGCGAGAGACAUUUCAGAUGGAGGCAUUUACACCAAGACUUCUGAUGUGAGUACAUUUAUAAGAUAUGUAGAGGUCGACGCUUAUCGUUUCACUUAUCUUUUUAACUCAGCAUAUCUGUACUCUCUUCAACAGCUACUAUUAGAAAGCUUUUUCCAGCUUUUGUAAGGUAGCGUCCUAAUAGCUGUGCGCAGUUGGAAGUUUAGAUCUUAAACAAAUAAACAGUUAGAACAUUUUUAGUUUUAAAAACCUUGAAAUGAUAAAACAUUGUAUCUACAUUUUAAUGUAUCUUUGUUUUGUCAGGGCGGAGUUCCAUGGAGGUGGUCUUCUUUAGAAUCAUUAAAAUUUAGGGUUUACACCUCCCAAAGCGAUGUGUAAGUUUAUGAUAAUUUUGAUGUCUUACGCGCUUUGAAAGUUUUUAUAACAAAAUAUCGAAUCAGCACCCUUUUCGAAAAAGCGGACUCCCCCCCCCCCCCCACACCGUUUUCUAUAAUUGUAGGUAUAUCGAUCACUCUACUUUCUUUCUUUCUUUGUUUUUUUAUCCAAUGUAAUCGAAUCUACAUGUAACUUUAUAUCAUUGCGAGACAACAUUACAUUACUUACAUUAUCCAAAUUCACGAAAUGGUGCAUUCGCGCUAGCCCUGUUUCAGUUUGAAGACAUGCUAAUUGGGAAAAUUAUUAUUAAUUAACAGAGCUGCUAUCAAAACCUUUUGGACAAGCUUUCUAUCGUACAGUUUUGUUUUUAUUGUUGUUUAUACCCCUUUUUUUUGGGAGGGGGGGGGUGAGACCAUUUAAAUAAGCGUCUUCUCAGAGUGAACAGUUCCUCCCAUGUGAAAUACAAAGUAAUAGCUAGAAACGUAGUGUUUGAAUUAUGGGACAAACUGCGUCAGGUUAGCUUUAUGGAACUGUUCGCCGCAAUUGAUGGUGGACUCUCGUAGAAUUCUUUUGUAGUUGAUUAGAGUCGCAAUUAUUUUAAUAGGUAAAAUAACUCAAUUAUACAAUUUUUUUCUUAAUGAUAGAUGGUCGUUUGGGAUUUUGUUGUGGGAAAUUUUUACUUAUGGUAAGUUUGUGUAAACAAUUUUUAGAAGAUAUUACAUACCAAUUGUUCCUUUGAAAUCAAACUGAAAUUAUUUUUAUGCAUGUCGUCAAAAUUAAUGUCACUCCCAUCGAAUAGAUAAUAUGGCGAGACUGUGUAUUUCAUUGUUGUGCAAGAAUGUUCUUAGAUGUGCCUUUCAAAUUGCUCGCUUUGUUCCAGCUCGAGAAAAAUUCUUUGAUGUAAGAUUUUGGCCAUACAGUAGGAAACGUGCGUUGUUUAGAUGGUUGUUUAUGAGUAUCGGCCUCGUUCCAUUUUAAGGCUCUUAGUUCUGAAAAAAAAAAAAAGAACAAAACAAAAAGACAACUUUGUACAAGGAAACGAAUGCAACCAUUUCUUGAGUUUAACACUUACAUAUUAUCCUAUCAGGUGAGGUUCCUUACCCUGAUAUAUGUGCAAUAGAGGCCCUCAUUACGUGGCUAUCGUCUGGUAACCGGAUGCCUUGUCCUCUAAAUUGUUCCAAUCAACGGUGGGUUAGAGAACUAUCUGUAGCGUCUUCUCGACCUUGGUCAUUUUCAAGCAGUCAAUUUCCUGAAAUGUUGUUAACAGACAGAUUAGGAUUUGACUAAUCUCUAGUUGUAUUUGUAGGUAUAAGUUGAUGAAGUCCUGUUGGCAAGAAAAUCCAUUAAAGAGGCCCACGUUUGCAUGUAUUGUAGAACAACUGGAAAAGAUCUUAAGUUUAGAAUACAAGGUAUGUUUUCACGUCCAGAAUGAAACUUUCCUCAUUUUCAUUUUAUUUGCUUGUACAGAACCAUUUUCCACUUUGGGUUGUCUCUGUUUACCGCAGUAAUUAUACUCAUUGACAGUCUCUUCGGUUGAACGGCUAACUAGUGAAUGGACAACAAACUAUAUGUUCAACUUUGUUCUACCUCGCUCUUUUUUAGUUGAUUUGUUCAUCUUUUUCCGUUUCAGAGUGAGUAUGCUAACCUUCAGAGUGAUGACUCCGGUAACCAAGAAGAAGUAUAGAAAUUCGUGACAGAGAAGACGAUAUAUUCAUACAAAACUGCAUAUAGAACAUACCCAUCAAGUUACCACCAAAUGUACGUGUUAUACAUUUACCGUGUGGAGAGAUACACACAAGAGGAAACAUUAAAACCUUUAGAGAAAAUAAAAAGUAUAUUAAUAAUUUUCACCAAAUUAUUUUAUUUAAUUUAAGUCUGUUAAAAUAACUUCUCUGAAAUUUCUUUCGCUAAAAAACGUCUUAAAGUCUUACAUAUGUAAAACUAUAAUUGUAAAAAUUACGUUAUAGACAGAGAGUUGGAAAUUUAAGCUAAAACUAUUAUAACAAUAGAAAGAAAAUUCAAGACUGUAAACUGAUUCAAAAUUGGAUAUGGAAAAUCAGAGAAAUCGGAAUAUUUUUUAUCUUUUAUUUCUCCUGUUAAUAAACUUUUCACUUUUCUUUGGUGCAGUGCUGAGUUACUUUUCUAUAGCAAUUGACAACUUAUGUAUCAUUGCAUUUUCGCAGAGUUAGUAAUCAC